This is a messenger RNA of Fopius arisanus, 1035 nucleotides long. RefSeq lists its product as uncharacterized. NCBI's taxonomy places the organism in Eukaryota, Metazoa, Arthropoda, Insecta, Hymenoptera, Braconidae. The record is from RefSeq and is a predicted model, not a curated record. The transcript has 8 exons. The coding region runs from base 1 to 912 and encodes 303 amino acids.
AUGAUUUCAUUCACGUCAUUCGCAAUCGAUUUUGUUUAUUAUCGAGGUGCUAAAGCGGUAUUGUAUGAAGCAAUUUUAAAGUGGCUUCUGGAACUGGCACCGGGCCUGAGCAACGUUGAAUCGAUUGUUUCUGAUUUUGAAAAGGCCGCGCUGAACGCUUUUGCUUUGGUUUUCCCUAGAGCAAGGGUGCAAAGUUGUUGGUUCCACUUUAUCAAGGCAAUGUCAGAGCAAUGGAAGAAAAAAGGUCUCCGAAAUGCUCCAUGCGAGCCGAAACAUCUCACACGUUCGCUGGCCUUAUUACCACCAAAUCUCGUACAGUUGGGCGUGGAACUCAACAACUGGUCUGAAUAUGUUCAGAAUGAAUGGGGUAAUAAGCCUGAGAUACUGUCAGUAGCUGGUUCCUGCAUCAGAACUAAUAAUGAUUCGGAAGCGUUUAAUCGCCACUUCACUUUUCGAGCGGGUGGUCGCCAACCUCGAGUUUUUCAAUUUAUUCGAAAUUUGCAAGACAUUAUUGAAAAUGAAGUGACCAACGUCAAACGGUCAAACGCCAACAUACCGAUGGUAAAAACCAAGAGGAUGGACCGAAUUUUCAAAAAAGAUAUGGGAAUUCAGACGGCACAUGAGGAACUGUUACUGAACAGAAUUACCAAAGAAACUAUUUAUCAAUUUAUGAAAGAUCAUUUACCUGAAAAAUUAUCGAAAGAAAUCGACGAUGAAAGGUUGAAAAUAUCCACAGGGAAUAUUACACGAACAACAUUCAUAAAGAAGAGGCAGAGUAUGAUCAUAUCCUCGUCUCAUAAUGACGAAGAAUAUGGAGUUAAACGGAAACGACUAUACAGAAGACGUCCCAAAGAAAUCGUCGGUGGUGAGAAGAGCAACUGGAAGCCAUCAAUCUCAAAGAGCGCAGAAUAAUAAUUCAUUGCAUUUCCAUUGUGGUAUAAUUUGACACUUUUUACAAUCGCCAACAGUCUCUCUAAUUUGUACACGUUGUGCGAGAAUAUAUAUGAUCUCUCUGUGAAGCCGAAUUUUAGGUCA